AUGCCAGACACACGGAAUUCGUCGUUCAAUAGGACCAUGAACCUCAAGGAAUGCCGAGAGGUGUGUCUAAGAAAUUGCUCUUGCUCUGCUUAUGGAAAUCUAGACAUAAGAAACGGUGGUAGUGGUUGCUUGCUCUGGUUUGGUGAUUUGAUUGACAUCAGAGCGUUUGCUGAUAACCAUAUAGAUCUUUACGUAAAGAUGGCUUCCUCAGAUACAGUCCAGCACCACGGCAAGAAAACAAUAGUUGCAGCAACCUUGGCAUGGCUAUUCCAUAAAGAAGGCAGGUCAUUAGAACUGGUUGAUGAGAAUCUAAGAGACUCUUGCUACAUAUCUGAAAUUAUGCGAACGAUCCAUGUGGGUCUUUUGUGCGUGCAAGAGAGUCCAGAUAAGAGGCCAAGCAUGUCAUCUGUGGUGAUGAUGUUAGGAAGUGAGGUUGAACUGGCUCAGCCCAAGCAUCCGGGGUUCUUCACUGGAAGGACUCUGCCUGGGUCUGAUGCUUCGUCAAGCAAGGGUGCUAUGAGCUCGGCCAAUCAAAUCACCAUAUCCUUGCUAGAUGCUCGGUAG
Messenger RNA from Thlaspi arvense, 564 nucleotides. The record is from the annotation of a GenBank genome assembly. Lineage: Eukaryota; Viridiplantae; Streptophyta; Magnoliopsida; Brassicales; Brassicaceae.